CCAUUGUUAUAUGAACCCACGUAAAAGUGGUCAACUGAUAUUCACAGAAGAUCAACUCUGCACUAAGCAUUCUUUGAGUGAUGAUAUAACUGGGGUAUUGAAGUGAUCCCUUAUCCUUCGCUUGAAGUUACAAUAAGAGUUCGUGAUAUCAAAAGCUACUUUAUUGGUAAUUACUAUACAGAUCAGUGAUGUCCAUCAAAUACAAAAUGGCGGACAAUAAAAAUAAGAAAACAGUUCGUUUAGACGAGGAGAACGUCAAGUCCGAUGAGAAAAAAGACGAAAAGUUACGCAAAAAGCUUGGCUUAAGUUUACCGUUAUGUCCUGGUCGUUCUUUGCGCGCCAGAAAACCUUCAAAAGGUUUAGAUAUUAAAACUACUGAACAAGCAAGAAAAAUAAAGAAAACUAUUUCCAAUCCAUCUAAGACGGAUGAUGCGUUAAGCAAGCAAAUGCAAAAAAAAUUAUCUGAAUUCACACGAAAAACUGGGAUUUUAACUCUCAAAGAAAAGAGAUACUCAUUUACAAUGAAUGACUUUCAAUUAAUUUGUGUAAUUGGAAGUGGCACUUGUGGUGAAGUCUCUAAAAUGAAACACAAACCUACUGGACGUGUGUUGGCUGUAAAAAAAAUGUGUCAAUCAUAUAAUGCUGAGGAGCAGAAGAGGAUAGUGAUGGAUUUAGAUGUUGUACUAAAAAGUCACGAUUGUCCAUACAUUGUUGAAUGUUUUGGAGCUUAUAUCUCUGAAUCCGAUGUAUUCAUUAUCAUGCAGUUGAUGGAAACAUGUUUUGACAAAUUAAAGAAUACGUAUGGUCCAAUACCAGAGCGUAUACUUGGAAAAAUGACAGUGGCUGUUGUAAAAGCUCUCCAUUAUCUGAAAGAAUCACAUGGUGUUAUGCAUAGAGAUGUAAAACCAUCAAAUAUCUUACUGGACAGUCGUGGAUGUGUAAAACUGUGUGACUUUGGUAUCAGUGGAAGAUUGGUUGACUCAAAGGCGAAGACAAGAAGCGCAGGAUGUGCAGCAUAUAUGGCGCCUGAACGUAUAGAUCCCCCUGAUCCUUCUAAUCCGGAUUACGAUGUUCGAGCUGAUGUUUGGAGCCUGGGGAUAUCUUUGGUCGAAUUGGCGAGUGGUAAAUUUCCUUACGAUCAUUGUAAAAAUGAAUUUGAAAUUCUUACUCGUAUCAUUGAGGAGCGAUCCCCGGCCUUACCGACAGAUAAAGGUUUUUCAAUGGAAUUUCAAUCAUUUGUCACUCAAUGUUUACAUAAAGACCGAGAAAAUCGCCCUAAAUAUCCCUCAUUACUGAAGGAGGAAUUCAUUAAAACAUCAGAAAAAACGGUAGUUAACGUUGGUGAAUGGUUGAUGCCAGGUUCUACGUCGGUUUGAUAUGACAAAAAUGCAUUUCCGUGGAAACCAUAGCUAUCUUCUUCACCUCUCACUGUGGAAGAAUUAACUGUGUGUUAACGACGCGACACACCGUCAACAAACGUGAGACCAUAUAAUGACAAGCUGUAUUUGAAUAAACGGCUAGAGUAGAAUUUUGUACAGGAAGAUCAAAGAAUAGGAUUGUUUGGUCUGUAAAUUUAAAAAGAACAUAUUUAUUUUACUAGAUAUGCAUUAACAAUGCGGCAAUACAAGUAACUAUUAGAAAUCAGAGCUGCAAGUUGAUAUGACGUAAUACGAAUGACGUAAUCGUUACAUAUAAGUCGUGACGUAACAUUUGACAGACAGUAAAUGUGUUUUAUUGUCUUUUAUCAAAAAGUCAGAGAUGUAUGCAGUAUUUACUAAAGAUUUAUGUAAGUGUAUAGAAAUACAAUAUUUGAUAUUUGUCUAUGACAUCAAAUAGAAAUAAUUUCCAGUCA
This is a messenger RNA of Xenia sp. Carnegie-2017, 1852 nucleotides long. RefSeq names its product dual specificity mitogen-activated protein kinase kinase 7-like. The coding region runs from base 189 to 1376 and encodes 395 amino acids. Gene Ontology annotation, molecular function: protein kinase activity; ATP binding. The record is from RefSeq and is a predicted model, not a curated record. Gene Ontology annotation, biological process: protein phosphorylation. The transcript is spliced from 13 exons. NCBI's taxonomy places the organism in Eukaryota, Metazoa, Cnidaria, Anthozoa, Malacalcyonacea, Xeniidae.